AUGCGUCGUUCUAUUCUAUUUUUCCUUUUCCUUUCAUGUCUUGUGACACUGGCUUUGACUCAAGAGGUUCAUGAUGAUCAUACCCAUGAUGAUCAUACCCACGAUGAUCAUACCCACGAUGAUCAUACUCACGAUGAUCAUACUCAUGAUGAUCAUACUCAUGGUGAUCAUUUAGCUACUCAUACACAUUCUGAUGCAGAAGCGAGCCAUGGCCAUUCUCAUGCUGCAGGUUACGAUGAAGAAACAUGUGCUGUGGAAGAAAAUCAACCGUACGAUUUGAACUUUAGAGUCGGCUCACUUUUCAUCAUUUUAGGAACAAGUGCCGUUGGUAUCUUUGCACCCAUCUUAUUAUACCGUAUUCGUCCCUCGUCUAGCAAUAAUGGUGUACGACAUUGGAUCUUAACCAUAGCCAAAUUCUUUGGUACUGGUGUGAUCUUGGCUACUAGUUUUGUACAUAUGCUUCCUGAAGCCAUGGAAAGAUUCCAUUCCCCUUGUCUUGGAUCGAACUGGCAAGCGUACCAUGGCUUUGGUGGUGUAUUUUGUAUGGUGGCCGCCUUUGUGUUACAAUGGAUUGAAUUGGCCGCCAUGGCUCAUCUUGAUGCUAAUCAACAUCAUCAUGGUUCUUUGGACGAAGAAAAAACAACACAAACGAUCAAAGGAGAUGGUCAUAUGCAUUCUGUUGCUUUGGAACAAGAUUUAUCAGUCCGAACAAUUCAUACUCUUUUAUUGGAAUUAGGCAUUGCUAUCCAUUCUAUCAUCAUUGGUAUUACUUUAGGUACAACAUCUGAAGGUCCUUUUUUAGCUUUGUUUAUUGCAUUGAUCUUUCAUCAGUUUUUUGAAGGAGUAGCUCUUGGUACAAGAAUCAAUGAUUUACAAUAUGUAACAUGGAUAAAACCAUUGGUGAUGAGUUUGACUUUUAUUUGCAUGACACCUUUGGGAGUGGCCAUUGGUAUUGGUAUCCGAUCGGCCCUGCAUGUGUCAAGUAUGGUCUUGGCCCAAGCCAUUCUGGAUGCCUUCUCUGCUGGGAUCUUAUUAUACAAUGCCUAUGUCUCUUUGAUGAGUGUUGAAAUCAGUAAUAGUGUUUCCUUCCGUCGCUCCAGUUUUGCUCGAAAAUCCGUUUGUUUAUUAUCCAUGUAUCUUGGUGCUGCUGUCAUGAGCGUGCUUGGUAUCUGGGCCUAA
Messenger RNA from Halteromyces radiatus, 1179 nucleotides. Its product is annotated as ZIP zinc transporter-domain-containing protein. Gene Ontology annotation, molecular function: zinc ion transmembrane transporter activity. Gene Ontology annotation, biological process: zinc ion transmembrane transport. NCBI's taxonomy places the organism in Eukaryota, Fungi, Mucoromycota, Mucoromycetes, Mucorales, Cunninghamellaceae. The coding region runs from base 1 to 1179 and encodes 392 amino acids. Gene Ontology annotation, cellular component: plasma membrane. The record is from RefSeq and is a predicted model, not a curated record. The transcript is spliced from 5 exons.